Clarias gariepinus (North African catfish) is the source of this 2903-nucleotide messenger RNA. RefSeq names its product tubulin tyrosine ligase-like family, member 10 (gene ttll10). The transcript has 12 exons. Gene Ontology annotation, biological process: protein modification process. The coding region runs from base 118 to 1788 and encodes 556 amino acids. Lineage: Eukaryota; Metazoa; Chordata; Actinopteri; Siluriformes; Clariidae. The record is from RefSeq and is a predicted model, not a curated record.
UUUCAGUCUAUUUCUAUUGUUCUAUAAUCCCAUUCACAAUGAGACGAUGGCUCCUAGGAAACCAAGUUCCCAGGCAACACUAAUCUAGGUCAGCAGCGGGCAGUGAUAGUGAUAGUGAUGUCAGCUGGAAGCACGGUCGAGGUUGUUCAGACUGCUGGGGAGCUGCAAGGUGAAGCUCAUGCCUGCAUAGACUCUCCAAAAGCCAGAGAAGAUCAGCAGGGGGAGGCUGAGGAUGAAGAGCAGGGACACCUGCCAGCCGUUCUGGAAGAGACAGUGAUACUGGAGUCUGUGGGCAAAGAUAAACAGCACCAGAGGACGGAGGUGGAGAGGUCUCUCGGGAGAAGACAGGAUGCUCAGGGGAUGAACAGAGAACAGGUGAUCCAGGCAGAUGGCGCUGCAGCAGACUCUCACAGUGUGUGUGUAAGUGAGAAGCCUCAAGCAAAGCAUCAGGGACGCUCUGUACAAACACACAAUCCACAGAGGAACAGUAAGCAGAGUCCAGAAAAGCCACCGAGACUUGGACCCUUCUUCUAUUUUGGAGGCAGAAACGGGGCCUCCAUAGUUGUUCCAUACUGUGAGAGGAAAGGCUGGAAGCGAAUUUGUGACCAAACCCGGCUGGACUACAAACUGAAAUGGUGCGAAAUGAGAUCUUCAAACACAUACUACCACUUUAGAGAAGGAGAGCAGAUGGUCUAUCAGAUCCCAAACAACAGAGUGCUGACCACCAAAAUAGGUCUUCUAAACAGUCUCAGAGAGUAUGACAGAGUCAGCAGCAAGAUCAACCAUGGAAGGGGACAAAGGAAAAUGACGAUGGGCGAGUUUUUUCCAGAAACAUUUCGAAUGGAUGUAGAAGAUGAGAAGGAAGCUUUCUUUUCCCAGCAAGAGGGAUUAUGUGCUGACAAAAACAACAUAUGGAUCUGCAAACCAACCGGAUUGAACCAGGGCAAAGGCAUCUUCCUUCUGCUCACUCCAGAUGAUAUUGCAGCCUUCAGAGGCAGGAUGCAGAUGUUAGCAGACAGCCAUACAAACAAGCAGAGUCCCCUUAGUAACUCACAAGCAAUGAUUGCUCAAAGGUACAUCCAAAACCCUUUGCUCCUAAAGGGCAAAAAAUUCGAUGUAAGGUCGUACUUUCUGAUCGCCUGCACCUCACCGUACAUGGUGUUCUUUCGUCACGGUUAUGCUCGGCUGACCUGUGACCUUUAUGACCCCAAGUCCAACAACCUCACUGCACACCUGACCAACCAAUAUAUGCAGAAGAAGAAUCCUCUGUACAGUGUCCUAAAAGAGGAGACAGUCUGGUCCAUGGAGCACUUCAACAGCUACAUUAAUGAGAAGUUCAUGGUGGCUAAGGGUCUGCCGAGAGAUUGGGUUUUGAGUGUUUUUACAAAGAGAAUGCAGCAGAUAAUGAUUCACUGCUUUCUGGCUGUCAAAUCAAAGCUGGAGUGUAAACUGGGCUACUUCGAUCUGAUUGGCUGUGACUUUAUGAUUGAUGAGGACUUCAAGGUCUGGUUGCUAGAGAUGAACUGUAAUCCUGCUCUUCACACUAAUUGUGAAGUGCUGAAAGAGGUGGUUCCCAGCACGGUCAUGGAAACUCUGGACCUGGUCAUUGAGAUCUUCAAUAAAUGCCGUUGUGGCCUGAAGCUGUUGCCCCUGAACAGCCAGAAGGAUUUUGUGUUACUGCAUUGUGGUGAUACUACGGGCGUGUCCUUCACCAAACAGAGGAACGGAACAGCAGGAUGUCCCAGGACAGCGUGCUUGGAAAGCCGAUCCAGCUAUAAGAAAACAUAGCAAAUGUUAAACAUUUUGGGCUGUACCUUUACGUCAAAUAUGUGCCCCUACCUGCCUUCCUACUUUGACGAAUUCAUCCAACUCUCCAGAUGAUUUCAUUCAUACCAGGUCAUCAGCAAAAUUUAACUAACGAACAAGCAACCUCAUUCACCUGAGCCCGCCAUCUUGCACCUUUAACAGGAUCCCCAUUUCUGCAGUCCUCCCCAGUUACUGAUCAUGACUCAUCAUGACUCACCUUAGAAACAAACAGCCCAUAAUACUUUCAGUAUAAAACCUCCAGAACCAAAGCUAGAUGCUAUCUGAAAAAAGCCACACAUUUCCGUACACAUGUGAAGUACAACUGGCAGCAACCUAAAGUGACUUAAAUUUUUGGGCUGCAUCAAGCAAAGAAAACAACGAGGGAGAUUUGAAAUCACUGGAACUGAAUUAAAAACACUUUAAAGCAUUAUCAAAACCUGAAAAGAUAUUUGCUCAGCCGUCAACUUCAAACAAUAAAAACACUGGAAUGAAAUGUAGAUGAUUGGAGAUCGCUUGAACACUUGGUGAAGUUGCAUGAAAAUAAAUAACAGUAUGUUUCAUAGUGAAAGUAAGAGCAUUUCCACAUGCACACAAUUUGAUAAGAACUCAUAGGGUUGGUAUUAAACAGCUGUGCGUUCAUAAGAAAAUAACUUUUUAGUGGGACUCAUAAAAAAAAAAAGGCUUCUUUUUUUUUUAGGGAACGACACAAGAUUGGACUUUGGAGCAAUGGAAAAGGGUCAUAUGGCCUGAUGAGUUCAGACUGACCCUAUCCAGUAAUGGAAAGAUGUGAUCUUUCCAUUUUAAUAGUAUUUGUUGAGUAAAAGGAUUAUACGAAACUAAAGAUAUAAGUUUUUUCUCCAUUUUUGUGCAUCAAAAUGUCAAUGGGAACUAAUUGCAGGUAGGAAGUAAAGUUGUGUGAGGGGAACUGAAAAAAUGUGAAAACACACACAUCAUAGGAUGUGCAUACAGUGGGUCUUAGGAAUCAUUUAAUCCAGUGCCAUGUCAAAAAUGUUAGCUGCUUUGUCACUUGUGUGAAUGUGAGAUUUUUUUUUUUUAUGUUUUAAUAAAAUUUAGUUUCGGUGAAACUAUCUAAACCU